Messenger RNA from Bufo gargarizans (Asiatic toad), 620 nucleotides. It is a transcript of the gene KISS1R, whose product is annotated as KISS1 receptor. Gene Ontology annotation, biological process: neuropeptide signaling pathway. Gene Ontology annotation, molecular function: G protein-coupled peptide receptor activity. Lineage: Eukaryota; Metazoa; Chordata; Amphibia; Anura; Bufonidae. The coding region runs from base 1 to 546 and encodes 181 amino acids. The transcript is spliced from 4 exons. The record is from RefSeq and is a predicted model, not a curated record. Gene Ontology annotation, cellular component: membrane.
AUGGAAAACUAUUCUGCUUUGUUCUUCAAUGACUCUUGUAUGGGGCUUCUUCUGUACCCAUGUGCCAACAUCUCAGAUGAACCAAAUGAGCCCCUCAAACCUCCCCAGCUGGUGGAUGCCUGGCUUGUACCCCUCUUCUUUGCAAUGCUCAUGGUAGUGGGACUUAUUGGAAAUUCUUUGGUUAUUUAUGUUAUUUCCAAACACAAGCAAAUGAGGACAGUGACUAACUUUUAUAUAGCUAACCUGGCCACCACUGAUAUAAUAUUUUUGGUGUGUUGUGUACCUAUCACUGCUGCUUUAUAUUCUCUUCCUGGGUGGAUAUUCGGGGAAUUCAUGUGCAAGUUUGUUAACUAUAUCCAACAGGUGUCCGUGCAAGCUACUUGUGUGACCUUGACGGCUAUGAGUGUAGAUCGCUGGUACGUGACUGUGUUUCCACUGCGCUCUUUGCGUCAAAGGACUCCACGUGUGGCCACAGCUGUAAGCCUAGGAAUCUGGAUAGUGGUCCCACGGCGAGAAAUAGAGGAUUGUGCGGGAGCUGGCCAAUGAAAUGUGGCGCCAAAUGGGUCGCAAACACCGCCGUCUGGCCAUUAUAAAAAAAUGGUCAGACAUGAAGAGAAGAC